Molecule: messenger RNA, 2341 nt
Organism: Coturnix japonica (Japanese quail)
Lineage: Eukaryota; Metazoa; Chordata; Aves; Galliformes; Phasianidae
Product: estradiol 17-beta-dehydrogenase 11-like
Cellular component (GO): lipid droplet
Molecular function (GO): oxidoreductase activity, acting on the CH-OH group of donors, NAD or NADP as acceptor; steroid dehydrogenase activity
Source: RefSeq, a predicted model, not a curated record
AUAUAGACAAUGUCCAUCCAUGCAUCACUAUCGCCAUCGCCUGAGCCACCUGCCUCCUUCUGAUCAGCCGCUCAACAUGCAGCCCAAAGGAGUCUCUCUCACAAUGAAGUUCCUGCUGCUGUCCUGCAUCCUGAGCACGGUCCUUGUUGUCACCAACGCAAAGGGCUCUGACAGCGUUGAAAGCUCUGGUUCGGAGAGCCUAGAAGAGCGCCCACAAAAAGGAACUCGCGUUGUCUUGCCCCUUCUUGGCGGCCUCCUGAAUCAGCGCAAGUACGCUCGGCCAACCCUUGUGCUGGAAGUCUGAGAUACCUAUCUGGACAACCAGGGCCAUCUCCUAUGAAAUACUGCUGCUUCCCAAUCAUCUUCUUCCUUCAGCUUCCUCAUGCUUUUUAUCACCAGCACAGUGAAACCACAGCUCAGCAGUGGGGUUCCCGUGACUGAAGCCAACGUGGGUCACAGUGAAUAGCUCGCCGCACUCUUGUCUGCUUCCUUUCUAUGUCUGAAUAAACGCUAGGUAGCAAGUAACCACAAUUUCUUCAUCAUUUCUUAACAACAAACGUUCCCACAUCACUUCAGUGCCCACACUGCCACUGUCAGCAAAACAGGGAGGGCACCACUGCAGCAGCUGAGCCCUCAGACUCUGGGCUCUGUGGAACCUCCAUCCCAUCCUUUAGACGGUCACUGUAGCACACAAACCACUGCUGCAGCACCACCAGCUCCUCCUUAGGAUCUUGAGGUGGUUUAUUUGUUUGGUAAACAAAACAAAUGACCGCCUCCCAGAGCUCACCGCCCUUAUUGGGCGGAGCCACCAUUCGGUUGGCUGAGCCCGUCCUUUGGCCCCGUCCCCUUCUCACUCCGCUCUCCCGACUGGCUGCAUCUCUCUCCCCGGUCUCCCGGCGGGGCCGCGUGCAUUGAGCUGUCCCGGUGGUGCGUAGCGGUCGCAAGAUGAACCUGGCGGUGGAGCUGCUGCUGUUCGUGGGCACGCUGCUGUACUCCUACGUGGAGGCGCUGCUGAAGCUGCUGCUGCCCGUCAAGAGGAAGAACGUCCGCGGGGAGCUGGUGCUGGUGACGGGCGCUGCCCGCGGCCUGGGCAGAGCCACGGCCCGAGAGUUCGCCCGGUGCCAGAGCCGCCUGGUGCUGUGGGACGUCGAGGCGCAUGGCCUGAAGGAGACGGCAGCAGAAUGCGAAAGUCUGGGAGCCACCGUGCACACCUUUGUGGUGGACUGCAGCAAAAGGGAGGAGAUCUACAGCGCUGCCGACAAGGUGAAAAAGGACAUUGGUGAUGUCUCCAUCCUGGUGAAUAACGCCGGUGUGAUUGCAGCUGCUGACCUGCUCUCCACCCAGGACCACCAAGUGGAGAAAACCUUUGAAGUCAACAUUCUCGCUCACAUCUGGACAACGAGAGCUUUUCUGCCAACAAUGAUGAAAAACAACCACGGUCACAUUGUCACAGUGGCUUCUGCAGCAGGUCAUUUUGUAGUUCCUUUCAUGGUGACUUAUUGUGCAAGCAAGUUUGCUGCAGUUGGAUUUCAUAAAGCCCUAACGGAUGAACUGUCUUCACUGGGAAAGGAUGGAAUAAAAACAACGUGUCUCUGUCCAGUUUUUAUCAAUACUGGAUUUGUCAAAAACCCCAGUACUAGGCUUGGAAAGAUCUUGGAGGUUGAUGAAGUUGUGAAGGCACUGAUGGAAGGAAUACUGACCAACCAGAAAAUGGUUUUUGUUCCAUCAAGUCAACGCAUUGGUUUACUUUUUGAAAGGUUGUUCCCAGAACGUGCCUUGAAUUAUCUCAAAAAGAUGAGCGAUGUCAAGUUUGAUGCAAUUGUUGGGCACGGAAGCAAUCAGUGAAAAGGAAAUUGUUUCAUGACAUGACUGAAAUCAGAACAUCUGCUGAGUAUAGCACAACGAUUUGGAGCAGAAUUGAGCUGGGUACUUCUUCCACACCACCACUUCUCAUCACACCUUCAGGGCCAUUCAACACCUGCAGCAGGAACAGAUGUGCAUAACACGGUGUGUUAGCAGAGAUGCAGCUCAAGAAGUUGGACUGUUAUGCAAUGUGCACAACUGCUCAUGUGAGUGCAGUGGGAUUGUAGAGUAUAAAUUAAUCUGGUCUUAUCACUGAGUAAAAUUACCUUGUGUCGAGGAAUGCUUAGAGGUGGCCUGCUUCAAUGUGAUGAAUCUUUAAGUUCCAAAAGCCUUGUUCUGCACACAGUUUAAUGCAUUCUUUGUAGUGAGUACCUGCAAUAAUACAGCCUCUUAAUCAAGUGUUACCUAAAUAUGUUGAUUGCCUAUUAUGUAUGAGCUCCACUAGCACAACGUGUGCAGAAUAAAAGCAGUUCUUUAA